Messenger RNA from Sycon ciliatum, 15610 nucleotides. RefSeq lists its product as uncharacterized. NCBI's taxonomy places the organism in Eukaryota, Metazoa, Porifera, Calcarea, Leucosolenida, Sycettidae. The record is from RefSeq and is a predicted model, not a curated record. The transcript is spliced from 13 exons. Bases 351 to 14606 code for a protein of 4751 amino acids.
UACACGGAUCAGUUUCCAUCCUCCUCAGUCUGUUCAGAUGCGGUGCCGAGUUGGACUGGAAAGAGAUUUUUCAAUUUUCGUCCAAUCCAUCCUCACUUCGGAUUGGUCUGAGCUGAGUCCUGGGCUUAGCGCGUGUAGGAGCCUCUCGGCUGUACUGUGCUUUCGUAAACUGUCCCGCGCGAAAAACAGAAGGUGGGCAAUCUGAAUCAAAAGCGGGAAAGAUCGCUCCCGUGUGUGUGUGUGACGGAAGCGUGUGAAGAGGUAGUCGCCUGCGCAGAAGUAAAAUGACGGAGACUGACAAGCAGGUUCUGCACGUGUGUCCCUCACUGCUGCGUUGAGCACUUCUCAACAUGUCGAACUCAGCCUCGGACUUGGAGUUGGAUGAUUCAUUUCCGCUUCUCGACGAGGCAUUUGAUCUGAUAGAGCGUAACAAGGCAAGCAAUGACGAAGACAUGGACUUGGCUCUGGAGGCGUUGGAGAGCGGUAUGGGCACUUCAAUAUUUGGAUCGCUAGACCAGGAGGAGACUAAUAUGGACGGGUUUGGUCAAGUUCUAGAUCCUAGUGCUGCCAGCGGCGGUGUUGGCAGAGCAAGACCCGCACCCAUCUCUGCUACUCAGCAUGAAGAAAGUAACACCGUUGAUGAUAAGUGCACGCCUUGUCCUGGCAUGACAGCCACUGACGAUGUGAGCAGACUUCAGCAUCAACCAUUUACACUACAACAACAACAACAACAACAACAACAACAACAACAACAACAACAGCAGCAGCAGCAGCAGCAGCAGCAGCAGCAGCAACAACAACAACAACAACAACAACAACAGGCUCGGCAGCUGCAGCAGUGGCAGCAGCUGUGGCAGGAACUGUGCCGGCAAGAGCAGCUGCAUGCCACAAGACCAGCGCACCCUAGUCAACAAUUUCCAGUGCAGGCCGGAGCAGCUUGCAGACCUUCAGGCCAGGCCUUGUUUGCAGCCGGAGAGAUGAGUCUGUCCACCGGCGCUGCUGCACAGUCUGCAUUCACUUACCGUCCUGUUGCUGCUCAGGCUGCUGCUGCUGCAGCGCCUGAGGUGUACAGCACGAAUUCAGUUCAGAGUCUACAAUUAGUACCUCAAGUGGCAGAGUUGGCAGCAACUGCAACAGGAGUGACAACAUGGCCAGCACCUUUACCACUGCCACCACAACUGCCACAUGCUGCAGGAAUUUCAGAUCUGUGGCGGGCAGGAGACAGAAAUGCCGCCGAGCUGAAAGGUGCCCAGCAGCAUAGGCAACAGGUCCCUGCCUGGAGAGACUAUGAACCGGAUCCUGGCAGACGACAGGUCCCUGCCCGCAGAGAGUAUGAACCGGAUCCUGGUGUCUCUGCUCAGUUUGGCGCUAGCGUGCGUCCAAGCGGGAGCAGCUCUGAAGCAUCAGCUGCCUCAUAUAUGUCAGGCCUCGCAGGCCUCGCAGGUGAUGAAAGAGAGAAAGCGUCCAUGGACGAGGGUGUGUGCACGGGCAAGCGCGAUCAGCACAUGCUGGAUCUCAAUGCAGCACUAAGCUCAGACGACAAUACAGGGCCGCUUCAAGGCAGAGGUAUGAUCUACCAGGAGAGGCGCAGCUUACCACGCACCGCUCCUCCCCCGGCAACCAUUGUGAUUGGUCAUUCAUCCCGCAGGAACAUCACCCUAGUAAAUCCACUCGAUUGUAAAGUAAUGUUGAGCCGUCCACAUGAGUAUUUUGGCCGGAAGGUUCCACAAAAACUGUACAUUAAAUCGGGGAAACCUGCUGGAGCAAAGUCCGAGUGGUGUCAGCACAUGGAGGGGUGUGUACACGGGGAGUUCAUGAUGGUCGUGUGGAAGCGUCUUGACGAUCCACAUGAUGUGCCCAAUGGCACUCUGACUAGGCUGAAGUCCGAUGGACGCCUGGUUACAGUACCUAUUGCCGUGUUAAGACUGCAGGAGGAUUGGUCUUACUUUGAGCUGUAUCUACAUUGCCCCUGCCAACACUUCCAAUACAAGCUCUCGCAACAGUUCAUGUAUGUAAGCCAUAAGUGGCAUACAUCCGAUUCAGACCCCCAGCCCGCUAGCAAUGAUGGCAGUGGAGGCGGAGGCGGCAACGGCAGCGGCAAGCAAGGAGGAAAUGGCAGUGGCAGGAGCAGUGCCAGUGCAGGAGGAAAGUCACGCGGCGGUCAUCCACGAUCCAGAAACCAGAGCCGUAGCGGGAGAGGCGUCAGCAGAUCCAGUGGCGGCGGCAGCAGAGGCAAUCACAAAUGUGCCGUAUGUGUUGAAGGCUGUGACUGUGGCAGGGUAGUGGAGCUCCAUGGUAUGUCGGCUACAAGUGAUCAGUGCAACAAUAGCUACCAACUCUCAACUCGUAGCAAUGGCGAGUCGGAUUCAAGUGAAUCCUCGUCCGACAAUUCGUCACUGAGUGAUGAUUCAAAGUGCCAGUGCUGUCGGCAAGCAGUGCAGGACAGCGAUUCAGAUGUAAUUGCAAUGUCCAACAAUUCAGACUCAGUGGAAGGCACUAACUCCUUGACCAGCUCUGACCCUCGUGACAUCCUAUCACAAAUGGCUCGGAAACGCGGGGUUCCCGGAAGGAAGCAGGCAGUCCGGUGUGGCUUGUUCUUGGAGUCUGUCACGCAGGAUGAUACGUAUCCUCUCAUGGACUCACAACUGAUCGAAUUGCCCGAAAGCGAGCGGAGCGCUGGUGUGACGGAUGAUGGAACUCAAGCAGCCCGUGGCAGCUGCCACCUGUUUUGCAAAUGCACUAGCAACCGGCAUGCUGAGUUUGAUAAGCCCAGCAGCCUUCUGUCAUUGCUAGAGUCACUGAAUACGUCUAGUCCACUCUGUGACAUUCUCAGGUCAUGGGACAAGCCUCUACAGGUUAUUGCUGUGAUGGAUGAUACACAGCAGAACGAGAAAACCGUCGCAGACGAGGAUGGACAGAACACCACCGAGGAAAGAGCAGACUCAAAACCGGGACUUUGCUCCCUGAAUGUGUCGUUCUCGCUGGGAGAAGACAGCCUGCAGGUGGUUCUUACACUCAGUGGCUACACGUCAGACAUGCUUGGGCACUUCACGUGUUUAGGGCUCAUUGCUGCGACUGCUCUGUGUGAUGGUUUUGUGCUGCGGACUGCAGUGGCCUUGCCAGAACUAAUGAUGAGGUUGCUGGGGUCCCUGAAUUCGGCAUGGAACUUGCUGGCAAGGGGAGAGCAGGAGCUGGUCAGUGCGGACCCAUUGUUUUUCAAAGGUGUUCUGUGGAUACAAGCUGACCAGUGUUCAGACGUUGCUCAAGCACUGCUGGAUCCCACGGACAACACUGACCAGCUUGCGUACUUCUCGAACAGCCAUGUGGACACUGGACGCGGCGAAACCGAGAUCUGCACGUCACAAUACUUUGGCAGUUAUCACAAUCAGAGGUACUUCCAGGAGAGCCUGCAUCGUGUGCUGGCCUCAUUGGUGUUUGAGACUGCCGAGCUCUUUCAAUAUCAGUACAGUGGGAUGGCCGCUAAAGAGCAUGCGAACAGAUCCGACACCACAUCCAACCCGAUGACGAGAGAAAGCGGAGAAUCUGGCUACAGCUCACUGGAACAUGACGCCGAGCAGCUGGUUCCAGUUGGCAUAGACUUGAAAGAAUGGAGUGUCGUUGCACUACCCUCUGCUGGCAUACUCAUGGAUCAACAAAGAGCAAGUGUGCAGUCAAAUUCUCUCACGGAGCCGUACGCCGUUCUGGAAGACUAUCUGAAUGCGGCAAGUCGAAUGUCAUUAACCACGCGCAGUGUCGGAGAGGAUGCCCGUGACGGGUGCAGUUUCCUACUGGAGGCCGCUGCAUUUGUUGGUAGUCCUAGGAUCACACUGGACUACUGGAAGCGCCAUUUCCCUGGUGUCCUUGAUGCACAGCAGCUCAGGAUGAUCUGGGAGACAAACAGCAGCAACCGGCGGGACUCCAUAACGCCCGGCUCCGUUCAUGCUGUUCUGCAGAAGGCCAGAGUGGGUCGAAAAUGCCGCUGCUACGUGAUUGCUCAACUCCCGGCUGACACGGACGAUGAUGCGGCGCAGCGUAUCAUGCGACGCGUCAUUCAAGUGGCGCCCGUCGUUCAUGUCCUGCAGUCUGCUUGUGCCACGGAAGCUCUGAAGAGGUUACAGCAGAAUAGCUGUGCGUGUGGCGCGCUGACCGAAAGCAGUGCACCGGUGAAAGCUCACAUUUGGCUUUCUACGCAGGGUAGGUCUUUGGAGAAACCUACUGACUCCCAAGUGUGGUGUGAUGAUGAUGAUGGCAACGGUGAGGAUGGUGAUGGUGAUGAUGGUAAUAUUGAUGAUGGCGGCAAUGCUGAUGAUGGCGGCAAUGCUGAUGAUGGUGACGGUGGUAGUGUUGGUAGCGGAGGCAGUGAUGAGUGCAUAGCUCUAGGCAAGCCGUCAGCUUCCCAUCAUCCUAAGGCGAAUGAUAGUCGGAGCACAGGUCGGAGCAGCACAGGUCGGACGCCGAUUGUAUUUACUGUGCACAGUGAUGUUGUGGGGGGUAUGCUGGCCACUCAUCCCUCCAACCUUCUCCAACAAGUCAACAAAACACCAGAGGAGUUGCUCCAUGAUAUGAUACUGGCCGGUUCUUUGACAGAGCUGAGACUGAUGACAAACAGCGUACCUGCAGCUCCAGUGAUCGCUGACUGCCCUGGCAUGAAGGGUCAGCACGCGAGUGACACCAGUCCUACCACUGAAGACAGCCAAGCCGAAGUGCUUCAUGCUUGGCAAUCCAUGUGUGACUUGAGCCCAUUGGAGAAGCUCCUUGCAGCAUGGAACGGGCCAGUGCGUGUCGUACUGAUCCAGCCUGCCCCUGGUGCUACUGAACAGAGUUUCACAAACCAAUUGCUUUCGGGUGUGUUUUGUUCCCAGUGUGAGCAGCCGGAGCACCACCAACAUACGCCUGCCAAGCCCACGGUACAGAGCCCGGUAGGUGAUUGUGAUAAGGAUGAUCCAGCUGCACAGUUCUUGGUUUCAACAGCAGUUUACAAAGGAUUGCUGCACAUUCUACUUGAGAUGAGGCCACUGGAAUGGGUACAGCUGGACAACUGCCGGCUUUCACCAGCAUGCACAAGACUUCUGCUUGCUGCCAUAUCUCUUGGCAAUGUGCUGCAACUUACAACCCCAUCAUCUGAUAUUGCACUGGCGCUCGACUCGUUUGGAAAAUCUCUAUUCUCUAGCUUGGAACACCUGCCCAUCUUAUCCAAUGCCAAGCAGCUGUUCCAGGCAAGGCUGUUGGUGAUGGCAGAGACGCAAGAUGGUAUGCAGACUGAUUUAGAUGAGACACUGAGUUCUCCGGCACGCGCAGCACUGAACACCCUCUUUUCUGAGGUGGUGGUGAGCUAUUCAACCGACACAUGCUGCGUGUGGCCCUCGCUCCUGGGCGCAACAGGUACAGAUACCGCCGUCCUGUUUAGGCCUGAUGCGGGCACAGCUGCGGGAAAGGAUAGCUCUCCUUUCACUGCCAGAGCAUUGCUGCAAACAUCUGCCUCGGAGCAUGGAUGUUACUUGAAUGGCCGCGCGUUUCUAGAUCACCUGAACUUGGCUCUGGCGACGGACUUUUCUUCUAUGCCAGUGAUGUCUUGUGUAGAUGGGUUGAGAUUACUGAGUCAACACCAGCAGCUUGCACUGGCAUUCCUACAACACUUCCUCAUCAAUGGCAUGGAGAAGGAAUAUGAUGGAGACUGGUCAGUGGCAAAAGUCGACUCUCACCAAUGGAAUCAUGAUCUACCCACAAAACUCUCCCUGAGCGUGGUCGAGUCAAACUCUCUCCUGAAAUCAGUACGUGCCUGCAUUGCCGAAGCAUCCAGAAAAGAAGGCAAGACCGCCUCUGAACUGGAGCUGUUUAAUGCGGCUCGGAAGAUGCUGGAUGAGAUUGUAAAUCGACGCUGCAGUGCUGCUCAGAGGCUGCUCACAAUGCCGCAAUCAGUAGCAUACGCCAGCAGUGAUGGCGACCGGCUCCUGUUUCAAACUGCAAUUGACGACUUCCGUGCCAAGUGGGAAUCCUGCGGUGAAGACUGUGCACAGUGCGCCCAUCCUUGCCUGCAGUUACGUGAACACCAUGGUCCCUGUGACUGCCUGAAAGGAGUCCAUCGCUGCAAGGCUGAGUGUUCGCUAGUGCUAUAUCACGGCGAUGGUGAUGAUGGAGCGGGAUACAAACCAUGCAGGCUUGCGUGCAUCAUGAAACAUGAUGCACAGGAUGAGCAGUGCGAGCAUCAUGCUGGUGUGGCCCACGCAUGCGAGGACACGGCGAGACCGCUGCGCCACCGCUGUCCAGAACGCUGUUCUGAAUGGCCGGCACGCAACUGCCAUGGCCAUUGCGCACUGGUGUGCCGGCAUGAGGGCAGUCAUCAAUGCGAGAUCCCGGCUGCUAAUCAUCUGUGCAAUAAGCGCUGUGAACUGUAUCAUGUUUCUGCUACAACUACCAGUGGAGACCAUCAUCCAGCCGAAGGCCCGGUAAUGUGUGCCAAGCAGUUCAACCAUGAUGGCGGCCACCACUCUUGUGGUGAGGCACACAAAUGCAGCCAUAUGUGCAGCCAGGAUGGGGUAUGCUUGGUUGCGGAUAGUCCUGCAGAGAUCCAGGAUGCUGCUGUUCAGAUACCAGCUAGAAAGGACGGUUACAGACUGUCUUGUAAUCGGAUGCUACCAGCUGGAACGACGAAUCAUGUUGGCAGUCAUUCAUGUGGUGGCAUCCACCAAUGCCCGGUUACUUGCCCGCUUUGCCAGCAUUUCUGCUGCAGACCUGUUGGACAUGCUGGUCUUCACGCUGUCAGCAAGCAUGGUCGAGUCGUCCAGUCCGGAUCGGUAGUGCUAAACGGCUCAGGGCAGAUUUGUCUGCAAGCCGACGAGCAGCAUCUCAAUUGUAGUGAGCUCUGCCAGGUUGCUGGCCGCGGGCACGUGCACAGCCUCCCAGAUCUUGCUGAGUUACAUUUAGUCGAUGCGGACGUGCCCACAAUCAAUCCCGUUUCUCACAGCGACUUCUGGAAACAUCUCAGCUUUGAGGAUCCAUGCUCUGAAGCUGAGUGUCAGGACUUCGACUGCUGUCCUGCCAUUUGCCCUGCAUGCAAACAGGCCAAUGGCAGGGACACGUUUUGCCAGCUGCAGCUGUUUCAUGCACCCUUUGCUGGCCAGCUUGCCGCUGAUCAAUUUGGCUAUGUCAGCCAUGCCCGUGACUCACCAACUCCAUCGAGCGCUGGGCAUGUCUUCAUGUGUUCGGAACACGAGUGUGCUACUAGGUGUGCCUUCUUGGACAACAACCAUCCCUGCGAGAGAAAGUGCAGACAGCAUCUGGGUCACGAGGAGAGCUGCUCCUGUGGCCAAUACCACCAGUGCGGCUCGCAGUGCAUGGCUGCUGGUUGCAGCCAACCAUGUGCCGAGUCGAGUGAAUCGCGGCACACGUGCCUCUGCUCUGAAGCCACCUGCCAGCACGCGUGCAGUGCGAGUAUGUGUAUGUCCGUGUGCAGUUUACCACAUGGGCACUCUACUGGACAGCCACAUCAGUGUGCAGAAGAGCACGCAUGCGAGGCGAUGUGCUCGCAGCAAGGACGGUGUGCAAUGGGUGACAAUGCCGGGUGGACUGGUAGCGGCACGCUGAAAGCAGAAAGGCAAGGGACUCGAAGUCAACCGCAGCCCCGCCAGAAGUGCAAGAAGCGCAGUCACACUGCAGAUAGUUCUGCACAUGAUGAACACGACUGCGGCAGUCAGCAUUUGUGCAACGAGUCGUGUCCACUUUGCGACUGCGUUUGUUCAUUGCCCUCUGGGCACAGCUCAUCGCACAGGACUGCUCACGGCGACAUCACAGACUACAGAGCAAUUCUCGGCAUUGAUGCGGAUGGCAAGCGCUUCACCCUGAGCAGAUCACUGCCCUGCCCUGAACUACACACCAUCCUGAACCUAGUUCAGGUUUGCAGCAUUCUGGUACACAAUGAGAAGCCAUCACUGUGGUGGCUGGGAAAGUAUAACAUCACGCCACUGUCCUAUGCAAACAUAAUGGAGCUUGUCAGUGGCCACUCACACAAACUGCCGCCGAUAGUUGAUGAUGGAGCACCUGGCAGCUGUAAAAUGUUCUGUGGCAUUGAUGACGAGGAAGAUGGUCGAGUGUCAUGGCACCUUCGAGAAACUGGUAACACAUUGUCAGACGACGAUGGAGCAACACACUGUAGAAUCUCUUACAGUGAAAUUGCCGACUCAGUGCUGCAGCUACAAGAAGAGGACGAUUUCCGUGGGUCGUGCACGAGUCCGCUGCUGCAGUUCUACUUUGAGCACUUUGACAAGUUGGGUCUGGUGAAGCAGCAGCCAUUGCGCGUCCGCAUGGACCAGCGCAUGCGAGAGCGGUAUCAGCACAGGCGCCUGGACAUUGGCGAGCGCGACGGUCUGUACAACGAGGUAGCAUGCAAGCAGCUCGAGGCCAGGGGCCUCAUGGUGGAUGUGUCUGACUAUCAGCUUAAGAGCAGACACUGGUUGAGGAGAAACGCGAGAUCUGUGCGUGCUGGCACCUACUAUACAUCGUCGGCCAUUGUCAGCUCCAUCACGGGUGGCCCUGUUGCCAGCACAAGUGCUCUCCUGGGAUCGACUUACACAGGGCACAAGUGCUCUGGAUUGCUGUCCGCAACGCACCAGCCCACCGCACCGGGUGUCGAUCAACACAACGUCCCUGUCAUUCCUACUGGCGAGAACAAUUGCAAUUGCUCUGAUGCCAAUCAACACAAUUGCUCUGCCAUUCUUUCCGAGGAGCACCAUUGCUCAAACUCAGACGAGCGCCAUCAAGAAGAUGGUUCUGGGAAGAGCAAUCGCCUCACCAAGCUGUCCCGCGCAAUCUCUCAAGAAUAUCUAUCUAAAACUCUCAAACCUAGCCUGGAAGAUGCAACAUGUUCUGGGCUGGACUUGAGUUGUCCACCAUGGAAUAGCUCACAGUCUCCAACAACCUAUGCCAAUGUGCAGGAUGGCAGUCCGAGUGAGGAGCAUUUGUGCCGGGCAAGUUGCCCACUUUGUCUCGAGAAAUGUCAUCUUGAAUUCGGCCAUGCCUCGUCACACCAGACCGUCCACGCGCAUGCACAGCCCAGCGAGCUGGUAUCAAUAAUGAGUGCUGAGGGGAAGCAGUUGGACUUUGACGACAGGCACUCGUCAUCGUGUGACGAGAUCUGUAAUCGUGCCGGUCCUGGCCAUGUUCACGUCUUCGGUCAGUGCCCUGGUGACGCACUGUGUACUGUGGACCAAUGGCGAGUUAGACAUGCCAAGCCUGGAUGCACUGCUGUCAGCUCUGCCGUAUCGCAGAGAGACCUGCAUGUCAUGUCGCACGAAACCUACUGGAGCAUGGCGUGCUUCAAAGAUCCCUACACACCCGAGCAAGUCCAGCGUUUCCAGUCAUGUAGUGUUGUGUGCCCUGAAAAACAUCAUCAUCAGGUGGACAGUGUGCCCAGGUGUGCUGGGGAAAUGUGGCACGAGUCGUUCACAAAAGCAGCUGGUCUUGGCCAUCUUGUGUGCAAGAAGGAUAAGUGGGCCACGGGAAAGACAGACUUGGUGUUCCACUUCUUCAAGGACGACCAUCACCCGUGUUCGAAAACGUGCACCGUGACGUCCGGAUGCAACGGACCGUGCAGCAAGCAACUGGGCCACAGCUGUUCCCGGCAGUGUGCUGAGGACUGUGCUGGCGCGGGAGAUAGCAACCAUGUGCAGGGUGCAAUCAUCCACGAUUGUGGGAGAAAACAUAAAUGUGAGAUGCUGUGUCAGAUGGCAGGCAAAUGUUCAGUUGAAGAACCGACUGAUCUAUACCGGUCUGGAUCUAAAUGGGAACGGCAGCGUUGUGGCAUAGUAAUCCCGGUUGGUAAGCUGUGUCACUGUGAGCACCAACACCACUGUAGUUCAGAACAUACAUGCACGGCAACGUGUGGUCUGUGCAAACACGCCUGCCAGAAGCCCUACUCUCACGCAGGUCUCUGUCGAGUCAAGCAUGGCCGCAUCAAACAGAGCCAGAGCGCGACGGUCAGAACUUUGCGAGGCGCCUUGGUGUCGGCUGAGCACGCUCGGGACCUGACCUGUGACAUGCUCUGUGAUCACGCCGGCCCCUCUCAUGUUCACCUUGUCCCCACUGAAGAUGCAAAGCAUGCGCAACGCCAUCAGUGCCGGGAGCAUGAUUCGCAGAGAUUCGAGCCAAUGCAGGAGGUCUCUCACUCAGUGUUCUGGCAAUCAAUCAUGAAGGUGGAAGAUCCAUACGAUGGAACAGAUGUCCAAGCCGAGUUCUCAAGGUGUCCAGUCCAGUGUAGCAGUGAGUGUCAUGACGUGGACGAUGAUCCAGUUUACUGUGAUGCUGGCCUUUUCCACGACUGUUUGCACCCAGAGGAUUUCACUGGCCAGCGUGGAUACGUGUCAACAGAGAGACAUGGUAAUGGUAUUGCAGGACACCACUUCCCGUGUGUUCAUCGCUGUGGCUUGAGUUGCCAAGCCAGGAUUGACAAGGCAGAGUGCACCCGACCUUGCAGUUUGUCAGCUGGUCAUGAUACUGCCAAGCAGUGCGUGUGCGAUGAAGGGAGACAUCGCUGCGGCCAGCCUUGCGAGAACAUCACCUGCGCAUUGCCUUGUGAGCUGGACUCAACCACACCUCACCUGCGCCACUGGUGCAAGGAAGACAUUUGUCCUGGGAGUUGCGGUGGAUGUGCCAAGCCAUGCUCUCUGGGGCACUUCCACCCUGGCCGCGAUUGUGUGUGCAACGGCCAGGACCACUGCCUGCAGCAGCAGCUUCACUAUGACCUUCACCGCCCAGAGUCUGAGAGUAGUAAAUUGAUGAGGAAUGAUGACCCUGUGCCGGCAAAGACCAGUCAGCUAACACCACUGAUGCUGAGUGGCUUGUAUGCAAGCGACAACGACUCCCAUCAUCCUGUUCGCUGUACAUUCACAUGCAGGCAUUCUAGCCAUGCAGGUAGUGGCACAGAUCAGCAGUGUUGGCGUGACUGGCUACAUCCCAAGGAGCUAGAUUUCCCCGUGCCAGAUGGCUACAGGCAGAGCAAACGAGGCUGCUUGUUCCGUUGCGAGCACCGCUGCGAGAGGCGAUGCGCGUUUGAGAGUGCAAGCCGGGACUGCGCGCAGUACUGCGCAUCGGCAUACGACCAUCGCGGACAAUGCCAGUGCGAGACAGUGGAGCACCGUUGCAAGGAGACGUGUUCUGCGUGCACCUCACUCUGCGCGGUUCUGCUGGAAUCGCGCAUGCCACUGCACACGCACAGCUGCAUGGAGAACAAGCAGUGCCAAUGGCAGUGCGAGUUUACACACGAUGCAGCUGACCAGUGCGUGACGUGCACCAAACGUUGUGCAAAAGAGCACCACCAUGUGGCAGCUGCAGAUGAUGCUACACACAGCUGUGAACAGCAUCAGUGUGAAAAAGGAGCAGCAGCCGUCUCAUUAACCGCGUCAAGCCGAGAGAACGUCUUUGAUGAAUACUUCAAUGGCGAAAAAGCUCAUUCUAGAGAGGGCUUGGGAAGGCAACUGCGUCUGGUACUGGCAGAGCUGAAAGAUGACCUCUGUCAAGCAUUGGGCAAGGAUGUGGAUAAUAUUGUUGACCAUCUUGUUGUGUAUGGAGUCCUGGACUGCACGAGUGAUUUCCAUGCUCGCAUUCGUCACAGCAGGCUGCCAAGCAAAGAACGUGUGAGCGAGCUACUGCGACAGUUAGCAUACUUGUCAAUGGACAAUGACACCACAAAACUCAAUGGAUUUGUUCGUGCACUGAACAGCCUGGGCUUUCCGGAAGUUGCCAAGCAGAUUAAAACCAGAAUGAAGGAGCUUGAAAUAGAAGAUGAUGUGCAGCUACGCGAGACCCUGGACUGGAGAUCACCUUCAGCUGUGGAGAGAGUCACAAGCGAUGUGAAGGAAUGCUCUGUCAUGAAAUGUGUGGACAGGUACAAGCGUCACUUGUUGAGUCUGUGCAAGAAGGAGAGGUUGAAACCUGCCGUGCCAUGGAUCGACAGUUCUGACACAGAAUGCACAUCGACGUGCAAUUUCCGUAUCCGUGCACUGCCUCAUGCACAUCAUAUUGACAGAGGUCUAGACUGCACCGGAGUGAGUGACACAAGCUGCAAACCAUUGGCAGCAUUCCCGCUGAUAGAACCCCUGCAGCUUCUUCUGAACGAGCCACAGUCGUACAAUCCAAAACUUGAAGUAGCACCACUGCGCUCUGCGUUUGUGAGUAGCUGUAUGGUGAUGUCAGAGGCAGGCACUGGCAUAACUACCCUAUGCCAACAUCUACUCGCCAGCUACACGACACAGCCACCGGGACACAUAACAAAACACUUUCCGAUGCCCGUUUACAUUCCGUGUCGCAAUGUGGACCGCUUCAACUCCAAGGACUGGUCAGAAUUUCUUGGUGUCAACUCAAUGACGUUGUCCGGUCCAGAACAGCAGUCAGUGGUAGACUACCUGUUGCAUAACUCUGAUCAGGUGCUGUUGAUCAUUGAUGGCUUGGAUGAAGCUGGGAGCAUGCCAUCAGAAGACAGUGCAUUGAGCGCUGUGCUAAGGAAGACAGCAUUGGAGGAGGCCGCUGUAGUGAUAACAAGUCGCCCGUACCAAGCCGCAUCAGACCUUGCAACCCAGUGCUCCAAUCGGUAUAGCUUGGCUGGAUUCACGGGCAAGCAGCUUCAGCAGUUCGUCCUGAAACAGUUGGGAUGUGAAAUUGGUGCAAAGUGUGUUGGUGCACUUUCAGCUCGGCCGCUUGGUUACCUAAAAGAGGCAAUCUGCAAAAACCCAUUGUUUGCCGCGAUGUUAUGUGAGAUGUACGAGUGGACGGAUGACAUUCCCAGCAGUGUGACAACUUUGUAUACGCAGUAUAUACAGCAUGCAGUGCAGACCUUCAAGCAAAAGGAAAGACUACAACAUGGGUAUGCUGGCAAAGGCCAAGACAAACGAUGCAGUGAAGAUGCACCGGAAUCGCAGAAAACUGCCGACAAGGAUUACCUGCUUUCGCCGCAGUCCGAAUUCUCUACCACCAAGGACGAACCCCCAGCCAAUUUGCUUGCAGAACUGGGAGCGCUUGCAUUCGAGCUGUUAUGCCAUCGCAGGCCCGUGUUCCCCAUUGACUUCUCAGCACAAACACUCAGGAUUGCACAGCGUAUGGGCAUAUUGGUUACCUGCGACAUGGAAACAUGCAACAGUGCACCUUUAUGGUGGUUCAGUCAUCUGACGGUACAGGAGUAUCUAGCUGCACGCUUCGUCUGUAGUGCGGCAGCACCACCCAAUGCAAUGGAACAGUGUACAGACGUGAUUGGCACCGAUGAGAAUACCUGGAGUUUCUGGACGUUUGUCUGUGCCAUGGUGAACACCAACCAACUGCUAGAAGUCGUAUCGCUACUCAGCACACGGGAAAAGUGUAAAUUCAAAUCAAAUCGGUCUGCUGAGAAGACGUUUAGACGGUUUCUAGCAACAUCCCUGCAGGAACAUCAGUUUUAUCAUGCCAUCCGAGACCCGGCUCAGCUCCAAAGAAUCUUGACAAGGACCGAACGGAUGCAUACAAUGCAAGUCUUUCACCGGGACACCGACAUCGUGAAAGUGAGCCAUCUGGCAAACUCUCCGGGACAGGUAGACUGUAGAGUUGGUGAACGACUGUGUCUGGCUGAAUCUCCACAGUGCAUAACAGUGCCAUCACUCCUUCACACUAACAGGACAGGCAGCAGUUCACCUGUCCGAAUUGACAUGAUGGGUGACGAAUCACUCCUUCACAUUAACAUUGCUGGUGACAAGUCGAUCCUUUACCUAAACAUCACUGGUGACAAGUCCAUCGUUCACAUUAACACUGCUGGUGACAAGUCAAUCGUUUACCUUAACAUCACUGGUGACAAGUCAAUCGUUCACAUUAACGUUGCUGGUGACAAGUCACUCGCCCACGUUAACAUUACUGGUGACAAGUCACUUCUUCAUAUUAACAUAAAGGACAGCAAGUCACUCGCCCAUGUCAACAUGACGAGCAGCAAGUCACGUAUGGAUAUCAAUAUGAUGGGCAACAACCUCCAUAUGAGCCCAAUAAGUCAUCUUGCCAUGCUACGUCAGCAGGCGAUGGAUGUGAAGCUACUCCAAUGCAGCCGCUACUUGUCAAUGUGUCAAUGUGAUGGAUUAACGGCCGGGCUGGUCGGUGAUGAAAUCAAUGCUGGUUUUGCUACCAUCGGUUGUUAUCGCACCAGCAUGUCUGACAGGUAUGCUGGAUCUCUGUACCACGCACUUCAGAGUUGCUGUCAUAUCAAGGUCCUGGUAUUGAAUGAUAACAAGAUUUCAUCUGAUGGCAUUGAACAGGUUUUACUUGAAGUACAAGCAGGCGCUUUGCCGCACACUUGGCUUUCAACACCUACGUGUCGCCAGGACUUUGUUAGAUCCGCGCACAGCGGCGCACACAGAUGCCAACCCUGCACGUACAGCUUGGACAACAGGAGCGCUCCGAUGGCACAGAGUUCAAAGGACCACACGGCCAUUUAUCGGCAGGGCCAAUCAAAGCUCGCUGCAGGGCUACGCAUGGUGAACAUGGAUACGUUGCUCAGUGUCCGGUCUGCGCUGGGCUGCACGGAUGACGGGCCGGCUGACAAGACAGGAGCAAACACAAGCUUACCUCAUCCAGUAGAGAAACCCAGCAACAUCCGCAGCUGAAGAUACGCGAUAACAGUUAUCGGACAGUCAAGAACCUAGCAGCUCUGCAAUCUAACACGAAGUUGUGAUAUUCGUUUCUAACCAGACACCAUAUCCCAGGGCACUAGUAUACGCCAGGGUUAAUGGUUUCACGCAAUUAGCUUUGUGAGUGCAUGCAUACACCAGGGACUACUGAUAUUACAUACAUUCAUGUAUCAUGUCGUUUUCAUGUGAUCCUCUCCAACAAUGUCAACGCAUUCAUUUUGUUGAUGUUGCAUGAUGCCUUUUCAUUGGUCUAAUAGCCCUCGUUCCAUUCAACAUGUGUAGUGCUCGCAGCACAGAGUAGGGGCUAGGGACAAAACUCGGGCAUGUGUAUUGCAUACGUACGUGUAAGUAUGCGUCGUAUGCGUGCUUGUAUCCAUGCUUAGCGCAUGUCCAAUUUAAACGUACGCGUCCGUUGCAGAGACGACUUUCUUGUCUGCAUGGCUCAUGAUGUAUACAUGUAUUUGCAGCUUUUCGUGGUGUUACAAUGUUCUGCCUUGUAAACUCCCAGCAGGAGUGCACUCCAUCCCGCUCCACCCAUGGCGGUCUAGUCCAGCCAUGCUAAAUUGCUUAUUGGCUCCACAGCAACGACUGAGAAAAGGUAAAAUCAAAAAGAAUAGUUUGCAUCUCCUACAAUCAUCUUGCUGCUUUUUGCUGUCUGCAGUGAUUCCAUGCCAGGGUUACGGCUGCUGGUUAGCUUUGCUUUGCUGCAUGUGUAAACUUUAGUGUGUUUGUUCCGCAUGACAUUGUAUUAAAAGUGUCAGAAAGUGCUGACCUUUCAAUAGAAUGGCAUUGGGGUAGUUUGCGCACCGUGUGUUAUGUGUCAUGGUUUCAACUAACACUUCUCAAUUUGCUGAUCAUCUAUACCGCUCACCAUUCUUAUGAGGAGUGGUAAAAUACCGGUAUUUUACUACUCUCUGAUUCUUAUAACUCUUCUGUAUCCAUACUGCAUCACACUGCUAUGAUGUUCGUGCACUUUGUAA